AUGUAUGCUAGGGAGAAAGUCCGGGUAACCGUUCAUUCGAGAUACUCGGCCUUCGCCGCCAGUUUCGCAUGUCUGGUGGUUCCAAAGGUGACUGGAAUCAUCCCCGGAUCGAAGAUUGAUGUUUCCUCCUGGUCGAUCCCAGUGGGAAUCCAACUUGCGGAUCCAGAGUUCAAUGUCCCCGAGAGAAUUGAUAUGUUGAUUGGUGCCUCCAUGUUUUUCAGCCUGCUUAAGUCAGGACAGCUGCACCUGGCAGACGGUCUGCCAGAGUUGCGCGAAACUCAUUUCGGCUGGGUAUUUUCCGGCGAAAUCGAGAAUUCUGUGAACCAUUCACACAUCGCGAACAACGCUUCGUUGGAUGUGCUGAAUCAAACGAUUUCCAAGUUUUGGGAGGUCGAGGAUCUUGCCGAUCCAACGCCCCCACCCUCUGAUGUUGAUGAAUGGUUGCCAGACAACCGUUCGCUCGCUCUUCGUCGGUUCCUGCUGUUGGAGCGCCGUCUCAAUAGAGAACCAAGUCUGAAGCAGCAGUAUGCUAAGUUCAUUGAUGAGUAUGAAACCCUUGGUCAUUGUCGUGAGGUUGAUGAGUCCAAGGAUGUAGACCAGCAUCGGUACUACAUGCCCCACCACGCCGUCCUGAGGCCGACGAGCUCGACCACGAAACUGCGAGUAGUGUUCGACGCGUCGGCCAAGCAAGGUUCUACGGCGAAGUCGCUCAACGAGGUUCUCCACGUUGGAAAGCCGGUCCAAAGUGAUUUGUUCAGUAUCCUCCUCAGAUUUCGUAAACACCCCAUUGCAUUCACUGCCGAUAUUGAAAAAAUGUAUCGGCAAGUGCUUAUCGACUCGUCUCAGACGAGGUUCCAGCGAAUUCUGUGGAGGAGUGACUCUUCAAAGCCGGUCCGCGUGCUGGAGUUACAGACGGUAACUUACGGCACAGCAGCUGCCCCGUUCCUCUCGACCAGAUGUCUAGUUCAGUUGUGUCAAGAUGAAAGAGAGAAGUUUCCGCUAGCAGCCGAGGUGGUUCGUGAUGAUUGUUAUGUCGAUGAUGUCCUUUCCGGUGCUAGUUCCGCAGACGAAGCUGUAGUCGUCCAGCGGCAGAUUCGAAAGAUGCUUGAGUCUGGAGGUUUUCGUGUCCACAAAUGGAGCUCGAAUUGCCAGGAAGUGUUGAGUAGUGUUCCCGAAUCUGAUCGCGAGAAACUUGUGUGCCUCGAUCAAGGAAACGAGGUCGUCAAGGCACUGGGUCUGACAUGGUGUCCCCAGUCUGACGAAUUUAUGUUCGUGGUGCGUCUUUCAAAAGAUGUCACCGAAUUCACCAAGCGAAGUAUUUUCUCUGAAAUCGGCAGGUUGUUUGAUCCCAUCGGAUUUCUAUCCCCCGUGAUUGUUGUUGCGAAGCUUUACAUGCAGAAGUUGUGGUUGAUUGAGUUGCCAUGGGACGCUAAGGUCGAAGGAGAUCUUCUGGCGUCGUGGUUGUGUUUCCGUAGAGCCCUCCCCAAGGUUAGUGAAAUUCGGAUUCCACGCUAUGUUAUCACCCCGUCGACUGUCGCGAUUGAGCUUCAUGGAUUUUCCGACGCUUCCGUUGUUGCUUACGGUGCAAACAUUUACGUCCGGUGCAUCUUGUCCGACGGUAGAGCUCAACUUCGCCUCCUCUGCAGCAAAUCCAGAGUUUGUUCGCCCAAGAAAGAUCUCAACAUUCACCGCAAAGAGUUGAUGGCGUGUGAACUGUUGGCUCGCAUGAUGGUUAGAGUUCUCGAGACUGUCAAGUUUAAGGUAAGCCAAGUCGUACUUUGGACUGACAGUCAGGUUGUCCUCGCGUGGCUUAAGAAGUCCUUGGCGAAGCUCGAUGUGUUCGUCCGAAACAGAGUUGCCAAGAUUCUUGAGCUCACCGCAGGAUUUAUUUGGAAAUAUGUCAGGUCAAAGGACAACCCCGCUGAUAUUGUUUCCAGAGGCAUGCUUCCCGAGGCUCUAAUGUCGAAGUCCGAGUUCUGGGCAGGCCCAUUCUUCCUGAGAAUCGAAGUGUAUGAUGAGGAAAUCCCCCCAGAAAUUCCAGAUGAUGAACUCCCCGAGUUGAAGCUUGGUCCGAUCAUUGCAACCCCAGUGUUUAAUGAAGACCAGCUUCCGGUGUUUACAAGGUUCAGUUCGUUCAGAAAGCUGCAGCGUGUGAUGGCAUACGUGCAGCGUUUCAUCCAAAAUUGUCGUCAGAAAGAUCCGUCUUGUCGAGUGUUCAUGAUUCACCCAACGAUCCCUGAGUUGCGCGCUUCGCUGGAACUGAUCGUAAAGAUUAUUCAGCACGAAGCACUCAGUGACGAAAUCCACCGUGUUCAAAAUGACGAACCGUGCAAGAAGAUUGCAGGUUUGCACCCGUUCUACCAGGACGGUGUCUUGAGAGCUCGCCCGAAGGUCGCUAGUCAGUUGAUGGGAAAUCUUCCUGCAUAUCGUGUCAACCAAGCUCUGCCGUUCGAGGUCACUGGUGUGGAUUACGCAGGUCCAGUUUAUGUCAAGGAAGGUCGAUACAAGCCCAAGAUCGUAAAAGCUUACAUCUCGGUGUUUGUUUCUCUGAAACGCUUCGUAGGUCGUCGAGGACUUCCCGAGAAAUCCACUCCGAUAACGGAACCAAUUUCCGCGGAGCGAAAACCGAGCUACAUGAGCUCUAUGAAUUGUUGA
Molecule: messenger RNA, 2655 nt
Organism: Culex quinquefasciatus (southern house mosquito)
Lineage: Eukaryota; Metazoa; Arthropoda; Insecta; Diptera; Culicidae
Exons: 4
Coding region: 1-2655 (884 amino acids)
Source: RefSeq, a predicted model, not a curated record